This is a messenger RNA of Malassezia restricta, 5334 nucleotides long. RefSeq names its product chitin synthase. Lineage: Eukaryota; Fungi; Basidiomycota; Malasseziomycetes; Malasseziales; Malasseziaceae. The record is from RefSeq and is a predicted model, not a curated record. Gene Ontology annotation, cellular component: cell periphery; myosin complex; cell septum. The transcript has a single exon. The coding region runs from base 1 to 5334 and encodes 1777 amino acids. Gene Ontology annotation, molecular function: cytoskeletal motor activity; chitin synthase activity; ATP binding.
AUGCUUGUGGCGACCAAUCCAUGUUGGGACACGUCUCAACUGGAUGCCGACGUCGCUGAGGCUGCUUACGUCCAUGCUGAUCUCCCGUCCCUCCCGCCGCAUCCAUACUCGCUAGCUGCGCGUGUAUACCACAAGAUGCUGUGUACGCAUCAAUCACAAUCGAUUUUGUACAGCGGCGUAACAGAUGCUGGUAAGACCCAUUCGAUGGAGCGGGUGACAGAGCACUUGCUAACGCUCUCGGCAUCACACACACAGCACGAAUCCCACAUCGCUGACCAGAUUCGCUGCGCGCAGCACAUCCUGCAUGCGUUUGGACAUGCCAAAACGGCGCUGAAUGAACAGGCCUCGCGGCAUGCUACGUAUUGGGAACUGCACUUUUCUCAAAAAGGUCGGCUGCGUGGUGCCAAAGUACUGGCCUUUGGUUUAGAUAAGCACAGAAUCAGUGACGUCGCACCCAACGAACGAUCAUUUGCUAUCUUUUACCAGCUGCUCGCCGGUGCGUCGCCCAAGGAGCGCUCUGAGUGGGGACUCGACGAGGUGUCGCUCGGAUCGGCGGUCCCAACGCGCGACGAUGCUCGGAUGUUUGAGAGGACGCGCCGUGCCUUCUUGGUUCUCGGAAUCAAAGAAAAGCACAUUCAAGGCAUCUUUCGCGUUCUUUCGGCCAUUCUCCACCUCAAGGACGUGGCCUUUGAUGAUCAUGUCCAAAUUACGUCGCCUGACGCCCUGUCCCGUGCAGCUGACGUGCUCCAGGUGAGUGUGUCAGAUCUGCAGCAGAGUCUCGUCAUGGACACUCAAUACAUAAAAAGUGAACGCAUCACACGCAUGCUGGACAUGCAUGGUGCGAAUCAGCAGCGCAAUACGCUUGUACAGAACCUGUAUGCGGUGCUUUUUGCCUUUGUCGUUGAAAUCCUGAACCAAAAACUCGUGCCUCGCGAACCUGCGCCACGGCACAUCGUGCAGCUCGAUCCGCCUGGCUUUCUUCUCCGUGGAACGCUGCCGAAGGGCGAACAUCGCGCCGCUCACUUUGAUGACCUUGCCAAGAACUACAUGGCCGAUCUGAUACGCCACCUGUCCGUGCGCUCCAUUCUCGAUGCAGAUGGCGAGGUGGGACAGCAGGCUCAGGAUGGCAUCGCGGUGCCCGAGUCCCGCGUGCCGUCGGACUGCAUGUCGCUCUUACGAGGUGGACCUGUGCCUCUCCACGACACAGACAUUCCGCCCACAGAGGGAAUCUUGGGCAAUUACGAACGCGCAUCCCAAGCGGUGCUCGACGGCUCUCGCGGCAUCGACGACGAUGCAGCCCUCUUCCGCGAUCUUGACGUGUCACAUUCGUCGCACCGCGCUUUUCUUGCCACGUGUCAGGACGAAACGUACGCCUACGAAAUCCAGCACGCACUAGGUACGUGUGCAUACUCCAUCGUGGCGCAUCAGCGCUCAGAGCUGGAUCUCAUGCCGACACAGCAGCUGCAGACGCUGCGUGCAUCGCGCUCGCCCUUCGUUGCUCGGCUCUGGGCCGGUCCUGGCCUGGCUAUUGAGUCGCGUCUGUCAGAACAGCAGGUCUUGCUCCGUGCACAGGUCUUGUCGAGCCCAUUACGGCGCCCAACGCGACUCGGACAGCGCCUUCCUUCGCCUGAGCCGCAUAUAUCUGGCGUUUUACAGCAACUCGACUCCACAGUGAUUACCCUCCUGCGUACGAUGUGGCAGGCCGAGACGUGCUGGCACGUCUUGUGUCUGCGAUCCAUGGACCUCGUGAAGCUUUCUGUUUUCGACAAGCGGCGCGUCGCCACCCAAGUGCAUGCGCUGGGCAUCUCGCGCAUCUUGCGAGCCAAGCAGCACAGUUACAUACGUGUACCCCUCGAUGAGUUUCAAGAGCGUUUCGGUUCCGUGGAUCGCAUGGUAGAAAUGCAUGAGUGGACUUCGCCGGAUGAUUAUGCGCUCGGCACGUCGUACGUUUAUCUUGCCUACAACGUGUGGUUCUCGUUGGAUGGCUAUGUCGGCCCGAUUCAUGCCGAGAAUGCCCCGGCACCGACGGUCGACAUUUUGCCCGUCCAGUCGGACAUGUCGAUGUCACAGGCCCCCCUGCUCACACAUGAGCCUGUAGACAGCAAGACGGACGAAUUGGAUAUUCCUAAUGAGACGAUGGGUUGGGACUCGGGCCCGUUGCUGCUGAACAGGAACGUGCCGUUCCAGCCAACUGAGGUGGAAGAAAUCCCUGUCACGCCCAUGCGAAAAUGGUGGGUGUAUCUGACGUGGGGUCUGACAUGGUGGAUGCCUGACUCUGUGCUGAACCAUGUUCUAGGUAAGAAGCGACCAGACGUGCGUAUGGCGUGGCGCGAAAAAGUGACCAUUUGCCUGCUCAUCUUUUUCCUGUGUGCUGUGAUUCUCUUUUACAUUAUUGGUAUCGGGCGUUUGUUGUGCCCUGAUUUCAACAAUGCCUGGAAUGAAGGUCAGUUAAGCGAGCAUGACUCUGGUAAAUCAUUCUUUGUCGCCGUGGCUGGCGACGUUUACGACUUGUCUAAGUUUUACAAGCUGGAUCACUCAGAUAUUCCCUCUCAACCUGUCACAUCAGACGUUAUGAUGGAGUUAGCCGGCAAAGACCUCACGUCCUACUUCCCUGUACCUCUGCAUGCGGGGUGCCCGGGUCUUGUGACGGAUCCUAGUCUGGAGCUGUCGCAACAUCAAAAUCUGACGGCCGAGAUCCCACAAGCUAUACACAAGUCCGGUGCAGCACAGACCUAUGACAAGACGAAGCUCAAAAAUGAAAAUUGGUACUUCCACACAUUCUUACCGCGCAUGAAACCGUACCGCAAGGGCUACUAUGUGUAUGACCGCAAGUCGAUUCGAAGCGAAAGCUCGUGGCGGAAAUGGGCGAUUGUGCAUCACCGCAUCUAUGACCUCAGUAAUUAUGUUUACUCGCAGGAACGGCACCCAGCGGACGACAAAUACUCUUUCCUACCGAACGACCUCGUCGACCUGUUUGAUGCUCAGGCUGGUGAAGACAUUAGCAGCGAUUUCGAUGCGCUUAUGGACAGCUUGCCUUCGAAUCGCCGGCACCAGACGCAGCAGUGUCUCGACAAUGCUUUUCACGUCGGACAAACAGAUUUCCGCCAGGAACCCAAAUGUGUCGUCCAAAACUAUCUACUUUUGUCUUUCUCUGUGCUCAUUUUUUGCUCCAUCUUUGCCAAGUUUCUAAGUGCGCUGCAACUCGCUCACCGACCCACACCUGAGCAGCAAGAGCGCUUUGUCAUUUGCCACGUCCCCUGUUACACGGAAGGCGAAGAGUCAUUGCGCAAAACGAUCGAGUCUCUCGCUGUUCAAGAGUACGACGAUAAACGCAAGCUUUUGUUUAUUGUAUGUGAUGGUAUGAUUGUUGGCAGCGGGAAUGAGCAACCAACACCUCGCAUCGUGCUAGAUAUUCUCGGAGUUGACCCACAAGUGGAUCCUGAGCCUCUGCCAUUCAAGUCUAUCGCAAAUGGCUCCAAGCAGCUCAACUACGGCAAGAUUUAUUCAGGUCUUUUUCACCACGAAGGUCACUCUGUGCCGUUCAUUGUCGUCGUCAAGGUCGGUCGGCCCAGUGAGCGUUCGCGCCCAGGAAAUCGCGGCAAGCGCGAUACACAAAUCUUGUUGAUGCGCUUCCUCAACCGUGUGCACUUUGAUGCACCGAUGUUCCCUUUAGAGCUGGAAUUGUACCAUCACAUGAAAUACGUCAUUGGUGUUGAUCCGACACUAUACGAAUUUGUAUUGAUGGUCGACGCUGAUACGUCGAUUGCUCCGGAUGGCAUGAACAGACUUGUGGCUGCUUCAGUGGAUGACCCACGUACCAUUGCCGUGUGUGGUGAGACGCUUAUGGACAAUGAAGGCACGACAGUAUGGACCAUGAUCCAGGUGUAUGAGUACUAUAUAUCGCAUAAUUUGGCCAAGGCAUUCGAGUCGCUUUUUGGCAGCGUGACAUGUUUGCCGGGCUGCUUCUCGAUGUACCGACUGCGAUCAGCCGAUAAGGGUCGUCCGCUGUUCAUAUCGGACCGCAUCCUGGACGAUUAUUCGGAGAACCAUAUCGACACGUUGCACAAGAUGAACUUGUUCGCCCUCGGUGAGGAUCGUUAUCUUACGACGCUCCUGCUCAAGCAUUUCCCGCUCUACCGCACCAAGUUCCGCAACGAUGCUCAGGCCCAUACAGCCGCGCCCGAGUCUUUUUCUGUGCUACUUUCCCAGCGCCGUCGCUGGAUCAACUCGACUGUGCACAAUCUUGUCGAGCUGGUGCGUAUGAAGGGACUCUGCGGGUUCUGCCUCUUUUCCAUGCGUUUCAUUGUCUUUAUUGAUUUGAUUGGAACCAUCAUCCUGCCGGCUACAGCUGUGUAUAUGGUGUAUUUGAUCGUGACCGUCGCAACGGGCUCGAGUCCUCUGCCCAUCGUCGCCAUUGCGAUGAUAGGCGCGGUGUAUGGUCUCCAGGCCAUUAUCUUCUUGCUCAAGCGACAGUGGCAAUACAUUGGCUGGAUGAUCAUUUACCUGAUCGCUUUUCCCAUCUAUGCUUUCCUUCUCCCGAUUUAUUCUUUCUGGCACAUGGACGACUUUUCGUGGGGUAACACGCGUGUGGUUGUGGGUGAGAAGGGUAACAAGAAAGUGGUGGCAGGCACUGAUGACGAGCCAUACGACGACUCGAUGAUUCCCCGAAAGACUGUGACCGAGUACCAACAUGAACUUUAUGCCCACGAUGCUGAUCCAACGUCGGCGCCGAACGAAACGCUUUUGUACGAAGCCAUGCAGCCAUCUAAGAGUGCCUUGUCGCACUCCUUGACUCCGAUGGUCGAAUCGACAGACAUGGACGAUUACUUCCAGCAUACGAAUCUACUCGAAGGAAAAGGCAAGCGGCAGUCGAACCGACAGUCGACCGCGUCUUGGAUGCCCAUGUCUUCCUUCGGACACGACAGCUAUGCCUCGCAUCCGUCCAUGAUGUUGGGUGGCAUGCCGAUGUACCCCACGCCCUCGAUGAUGCCUCCCCCGCCGAUGUACGGCAUGCCCUCCUUUAUGCCCUCUUUCUCUGACGUACAUGCUUCUAUGUUGAGCGGCAGCGGCGCUGGUGGUAUAUGGGGUGGCAGUUCCUCGGACCACCACUCCGCGACAUCGCUUCCCAUCGACUAUACUGAGGAUCCAACAAACGAGCAGAUUCGCUCCCAGAUCCGCUCGUACCUGGCAGCCCAGCCGAGCCUGAUACAAGUCACCAAGCGACAUGUUCGUGACGCAGUGGCAGCAUCCAUGCCGAACGCUGAUCUAUCCACGAAGAAAGCGCUUAUGAACCGCAUGAUUGACGAGCUUCUAUCUGGUCGCUCUUACACGUAA